AAAACCUCCCGUUCUUUGAGCUCCGAGCCACCUUCUCUCUCUCUCUCCCCCUCUACUGUUCCGCUGCUUUCUCUCUCAAGAAAAGCGGAAAGCUCCGCAGAUUUUUGGGCCAAAUUACCCGAACGAACUCGAGACUGAGCACAGAGGGGGGGAGUAGAGGAGUUGGUAGAGGGACUUUGAUCCGCCCCUUCCUUGAUGCCGCCGAUGGCAGUGGUUGGCCCCGCGUCGCCGGCAGACAGGGCUCCGCCGGUGCUCCCGGCCGUGCCGGUGCAGCCCCCGCCGCCGCUGCUUGUGACAGACGCCUUCGCCAAGGACGUGAUACUCUCGUGGUUCCGGGGCGAGUUCGCCGCCGCGAACGCCAUCAUCGACGCGCUCUGCGGCUACCUGUCCCAGCUCGGCGGGGUGUCGGACUAUGAGGCGGUGUUCCAGGCGGUCCACCGCCGCCGGAUGAACUGGAUUCCGGUGCUCCAUAUGCAGGAGUUCCACUCCGUCGCCGAGGUGGUGUUGGAGCUGAGCAGGGUCGCCGCCAGGAAGCUCGGGGAGGAGAGCCAGGCCGCCGGAGUGGUUGCCGGCAGUGAGAAGGCCGGGAAUGUCAACAGUAGCACCGCCGCGGAGGAGUUCGUGAAGGAGGAGGAGCCGGCGGCGGAGGAGGAGGAGGAGGAAGAGAUCAAGCCGUGUUUGGACGACGAGAGGAAGGAGUCCGCCGAGAAAGCGCCGGAGAGUAAUGGCAGUGAGAGUGGGAACGUGGAGGUGAUUGAUGAGGAAGAAGAUUCGCCUGAUAGCGACAUCACCGAUUCAGGUUCCCAAGAAGUGCAUCCGGUUCCAGAGGAGAUGGAGCUGUGCUCCAACCAUGAGCAGUGCGAGUCACGUUCGUCGCAGAUCAAGCUGACAAAAGGUUUUGCUGCCAAGGAGCCAGUGAGAGGGCACAUGGUGAAUCUUGUCAAAGGGAUGAAGUUGUACGAGAACAUUUUCACCGAUUCUGAGCUCUCCAAGUUGACUCACUUUGUGAGUGAUCUGCGAACUGCUGGCCACAAUGGAGAACUCUCCGGGGAGACCUAUAUUUUGUUCAAUAAACAGAUCAAGGGAAACAAGCGCGAGCUGCUUCAAUUUGGUGUCCCGAUUUUCGGACACAGACAGGAGGAUGCGACGAGUAACAAUGAGACAAGUAACAUUCAGCCAAUUCCGCCUCUUCUCCAGGGAGUCAUAGACCAUCUGGUUCAGUGGCAGCUGCUACCUGUUUACAAGAAGCCAAACAGCUGCAUCAUUAACUUCUUCGAUGAGGGUGAAUAUUCUCAGCCUUUCUGGAAACCACCUCAUUUGGAUCAACCCAUCUCGACUCUCUUCCUCUCCGAGUCAACACUGGUGUUUGGGCGUUUUCUGGUGAAUGAUGGCGAAGGCAACUAUAAAGGCAAAUUCACGCUUUCCCCGAAAGAGGGGUCUCUUCUGGUUAUGAGGGGAAACAGCUGUGACAUGGCAAGGCACGCAACAUGCCCUUCUCCGAACGAAAGGAUCGCCAUUUCAUUCUUCAGGGUCCGGCCUGACUCAACCCCAGCCCACUCACCCCAUGGUCCCAUGACUCUUUGGAACCCAACCUCCCCAGGCCCAUACAGCUACGAGCCAAUGGACAUGGUCAUGCCCAAAUGGGGCCUCCUCCCUGCACCAGUAGUCAUGUUAGCCCCGGCUCCGGUGCCCCAAAUGGCUGUAAGCCCCAAGAAGAUCCCUGGCAGUGGGACUGGGGUCUUCCUCCCUUGGAACGGGUCUCAUAGAAAACCUGCAAAGCAUCUUCCACCUCGAGCGCAGAAGGGCCGGGUUCUUCACCUUACACAUGCUGUGGAAACACAUGUAGCAGAGCCUGCUUCUGCAUGAUGGUGCAACACUGCAUUCAGAAGGCACCAGGAGCUGCUUUUCGGUGUACAAGUGGAAACGCCCAGGUGCCGCUGGACGUGUUCUUGUUUCUUUCAUUUACAUCUGCCCCUACAUCCUUUUGCUCAACCAUCAGAAUCUAGGAAUAUAGAACAUAGGUUGUAGCUGCCGGACAAAAGGAUGAUGCCCUGUGGAGUUAAGGUUUGCCGCUAGAUGAGGUCUUUCUCUCGAAGGAUGUGCUUGUGAAUUAGUUAGUUCGAGGAAUUUUUUGUAUCUUGAGAAAUUUUCGGGUUUUCGGGUUUUCGAAUUUUCUCUUUUCUUCCUUUUCAAUCACAUUCCUCAGUUUUCAGACUGCAUGUAUUUAGCAUCUUCACUACCUAUAGGAUAGCUGAGAUGUACUCUGCUUCACUGGACGCAGCAAAAAUAUAUCAGGAGAAAUUUGAUCGGAAAAGCUGAUGAAGGAAAAGCAUAGAGCAAAUAAAAGAUUUACUUUGCAGCUA
Messenger RNA from Punica granatum (pomegranate), 2363 nucleotides. Lineage: Eukaryota; Viridiplantae; Streptophyta; Magnoliopsida; Myrtales; Lythraceae. The record is from RefSeq and is a predicted model, not a curated record.